Molecule: messenger RNA, 3838 nt
Organism: Protopterus annectens (West African lungfish)
Lineage: Eukaryota; Metazoa; Chordata; Ceratodontiformes; Protopteridae
Gene: NUMB
Product: NUMB endocytic adaptor protein
Molecular function (GO): cadherin binding
Source: RefSeq, a predicted model, not a curated record
AUUGAGCAAUGUUCUUUUUCAGGGUACGACAGCUCCACCAUGAACAAGUUAAGACAGAGUUUUAGACGAAAGAAAGAUGUAUAUGUUCCAGAGUCCAGCAGGCCGCACCAGUGGCAGACUGAUGAAGAAGCUGUCCGUGGAGGAAAAUGUAGUUUCCCGGUUAAGUAUUUGGGUCAUGUUGAAGUUGAAGAAUCCCGUGGAAUGCAUGUUUGUGAAGAAGCCGUCAAAAGAUUAAAAGCUGACCUACUUGUAGACCAGACCAUAGAAAAAGUGUCCUUCUGUGCUCCUGACAGGAACUUUGACCGGGCUUUCUCGUACAUUUGUCGGGAUGGUACCACUCGUCGCUGGAUCUGUCAUUGCUUCAUGGCCAUAAAAGAUUCGGGAGAGAGGUUGAGUCAUGCAGUAGGCUGUGCAUUUGCAGCUUGUUUGGAACGGAAGCAAAAACGGGAAAAGGAGUGUGGCGUGACAGCAACUUUUGACGCUAACAGAACUACAUUCACCAGGGAGGGGUCUUUUAGAGUAACAACAGCUACUGAACAAGCAGAGCGAGAGGAAGUCAUGAAGCAAAUGCAGGACGCCAAGAAAGGUGAACCAGAUACAAAAACUGCUACUGUUGCUGCUGCUGUUGCUGUUGCUGUGGUCAGCCCUGGAGUUCCAACUGCUCCCUCACCAACCUCACCCACUGCUACAGAAUAUGCAGAUAACAAGGAAGCAUACCCCCAUGCAAUACCUCGAAGACAUGCCCCAAUAGAGCAGCUGGCCAGACAAGGAUCUUUCCGAGGCUUUCCUGCACUCAGCCAGAAGAUGUCUCCGUUCAAACGUCAGCUGUCAUUGCGAAUCAAUGAGCUUCCUUCAACUGUGCAGAGAAAGACGGACUUCCCAGUGAAAAAUGCUGUUCCAGAAGUUGAAGGUGAGAUGGACAGCAUUAGUUCCCUGUGCUCGCAGAUCACUACUGCAUUCAGUGGACCACCCGAGGAUCCCUUUUUGUCGGCUCCCAUGACAAAACCCACUGUGGCGGUGGCUCCGCAGUCUCCUCCUGCCCAAGUGAAUGGCACUGCAUCCGCCUUUCCCUUGCCUGUUGCUAAACCAGCCACUACCACCAUAGCUCCUGCUGCUAUGCCUGUUCGUGAUACUAAUCCUUGGGCACAUGCCCCUUCUGCUUCUGCUUCUGCCACCCCUCCUGCUGCUCCUCUUGUUCCUGUUACUAGUAUUGGAACAGCAUCUGGUACUGACUGGGGAACGCACAAACCUAGUAGCACAGCAGGAAACUUCCAGCCAAGCCAUAGGCGUACUCCUUCAGAAGCAGAUCGUUGGCUUGAGGAAGUUUCAAAGACUGUCCGGGCUCAGCAACCGACUCCAGUUCCUGUUCCUCUACAGCCUCCAGCACUUUCACAACUGCCCAUGCCUGUUCCAUCUUCAGCACAACCACUGCCAAUGAAUACAUAUCUGCCUCCUCAAGCUGCACCUAUUGCUGUUGUUCCUCCUGUACAGCCUGCCUUCAUUCCCCCACAGCCUUAUCCUAUAGCAAAUGGAUUAACCUAUUCCACUCCAAGUGUGCCAGUGGUUGGAAUCACCCCAUCCCAGAUGGUAGCUAAUGUGUUUGGCACAGCAGGCCAUGUACCGCCUUCCCAUGCCCACCAUUCACCAGCUCUGAUCAAACAUAACACAUUCCCACAGUAUGAAGUCACUUCUGCUGUUGGCAGCACAAGCCCAUUCUUCAAACCGGUUCAGCAGCUUAAUGGAUCUACAGCCUUCAAUGGGGAAGACAGCAGUAACUGGGCGAAGGAAGGCAAGUUUAUGCCUGGUGCUCCUGCAGCAGAGCCAGUGGAUCCGUUUGAGGCUCAGUGGGCAGCACUAGAGACUAAGUCAAAACAGCGGAGCAACCCUUCCCCGACAAACCCAUUUUCAAGUGACUUGCACAAGACCUUUGAGAUUGAACUUUAAAGUUUACUUAAUGACAAGACUUUACAAAGAACCUUGCUAGAAUAAGUUAAAAUUUUCAAGAGCGGGUAUGAAGAGCUGCAUCUAUGACAACUGCCAAUAGAUAAUCCUGUGGACAUAAUGGGGUAAAUUUAAAUCAGGCAAAGUUAAUCCGUAACCAAAAAUAAAGCAAGACAGAGCUGCAUGCUAGAUUUCCAGACACUGGUUCAGUAAUGCAGCAAUGAAGAAUAAAUAUAUAAAUAAAUAUAUAAAUAUAUAUAUAUAUAUAGGCUAGCUGCUUCUUUCAGAUUGUGUCCUGUGGUUUUAUGCCCAGAAACACUGCAGUUCUGAUAACGCUGGAGCUUCCAUUUUAAGUAUAUAAAACGAAAAGCCAAAAUCUUUAUUUUUAUGCAUUUAGAAUAUUUUAAAUAGUUUAGGAAUGAGAAAGAAAUUGAGUUGUAAGUAAUCUUGCCAAAGUGAAAUGUAAAUACAGAUUUGAUUUAUCAUUGAUUCUAUUGUAAGUAAAUGGGGGGAGAGAUCUACAGUUAUUUAGCUUGUCCUUGUACUGAAUUUAAAGCAGUUUGCUGUAAAGUAGUCUUUUUGCUAAACACAAUCAUGAUUAGUACUCACCAUUAAUACUGUCGGUAUUGCAGCUUCAGAAAAUUAGCAGUAUUGUUGUGGGUAAGAACCACAGAAGACAUUCUCCCAGUUAACUCCAGUUACUGUAUCACAAGCAACACUGUUCCCUCUCUGUCUAUAUAUAUAUAUGUGUAUUCAUAUACUAUACUAUGUUACUGUUGGAACAUUGUCUUACAUGUUGCUUUGUUUUUAACACUGUCUUAUUCUUUAUUGUUGUAACCAUUUUGCGAAUGGUAAAUAUGAACAUUGCACGUAAAAGGGGAAAGCUAUCCAGAAGAUGGGAAAAUAGUACCUGUGUUUUGGCUGUAAACUAGUGCGGAACAAGGCUGAGUGAUGAGCCAAAGCUUGCUGCUAUAACGGGUUAAAAUUAAGUUCAGCAACCAUAACUUAUCUCCACUUACCGAACAGAUUACUCAGUAAAAUUCUGAUUUCACAAGUAGAGAUUUGCAAGUAUAGCCUGUGAAACAUUUUCCUAGUUUGAUUGUCCCAUGAGUUGAUGCCUGUUUAGUCCCUUUUGUAAGGCAUCUGAAUACUUGGGGCUCUGUUAGGUACAAAAUAUAGGCUCAUGGCCCAUGCAAUUAAGCACCAGACCGUGGUGCAUAUCCCACAUUCUUGAUGGAUGCUAACACAAGUUUAAUUUUAAAGUCAAUAAAAUGUGUAUCAUGUGAUGUAGAGAUAUGCAGUCUGGAGAAAAUGCACAACCAUGUGAUUCGUAUCUUUUAACCAUUGGAAAUUUUAGAACUGUUGUGGCCCACUUUGUAAUGCCAGUUUUAAUGUUUUCUAUGUUUUCUACUUUUUGUGGCACUUCACCAAAUGUCGAGUUCACAGCUGGUAUUUGCCACCACACUAAGCCUUUAUCUCUUUCUGUCUUUUAAACAAUUUGGCUAAAAGUGUACACAUUGCUUUGGAUAUCUCUUUUGAAUGUGAGCCUUACAAUCAUGUGUAAUUAAUAUAUUUGUAUCAUAAUGAUUUAUAAUCAACUUUAACAGAAAUAAAUGUUGGUAGUAGAAAAAGUGGCAGCUCUGUUGCUGUGGAGUCUGAGGAAGAAUUUGUUUGUUGGUAAUCAAGUGCUUUGAACUCUUUUAACAGAUGGCAAGGAUGAGAUACAACUCCAUUGACAGUGGAAUGACAUUCUAAUCUGUACUGCUUAGUGGAAAGACUGGGACAAAAGUGAUGACUGAAAUGUCAUCCAAGUUGUAGUUUUCUCCUAGACAUUUUAGAACACUGAAUUAAACAAUUAAAAAGUGACAAAAUAAACCACUGAAAAAUAGAAACUGCA